AUGGCCGACCUGAACACACUUCUUCGCUGGGCUGUCGAGAACUCGACUGCCACCCAGCAGGCCGAGGGCGUCCCUGUCGGCGAGGGCAUGUCCUUGAAGUUCAAGCCCGCUGCCCCCGGCCAGGUUGCCUCUGACAAGGCCGCUACGCUCCACCCCAGCGACUCGCAGUUCCCCAUCGCCGACCUGUCUCCCGCCUCGACUCCCGGUCCUGCUACCCCGACCGAGGAUUUCUCGCACCUCCCCGGCCAGACCGCGGCCAACACUACGCUCAACACGGACAUUCUCGACUUGAUCAUGGGCAAGCCCGACUCGCUUACCAUGAAGGAGAAGAUGGCGUUUGCGGUCGACGAGAACAACGAUAUUGAGGAGCGUGUCGAGGCUCUGGACGACUUUGAGAUGCUUGUCGAGCUCAUUGACAACGCCAACAACAUGGCCGUCCUCAAGCUCUGGCAGCCCCUCCUGGCGCUCUUCAAGAGCCCCCACGCCGAGAUUGUGCGCCACGCCCUCUGGAUCGCGGGCACUGCCACGCAGAACAACCUCAAGGCCCAGGCCGCGCUCUUCAUCAACGACGUCUUCCCCGAGGUCCUCGACCUCAUCUACUCGCCUGACGGCAAGGCCAUCGCUGGUCCCACCCGCGCCAAGGCCGUGUACGCCCUCUCGGGCGCCAUCAAGCACUGGCCCCUCGCGUCGGCCGUCCUCUCUGCCAACAACGACCGCGGCUACCAGGUCCUCCGCGACGGUGUGGCGGACGCCGAGCCCGUCAUCCGCCGCAAGAUGGCCUUCCUCCUCGGCACGCUCGUUGCCCAGGCGCGCGACAAGCACGACGACUCGGAGUGGCCCGGUGAGGUUCGCAACCUCCUCGCCGAGCGCGCCAAGGAGGCCGGCGGCGUCGACGAGGACCUCCUCAAGGGUCUGGAGCGCACUGGUGUCUUUGCCUCGGCCCUCAAGGCCCUCGGCGCCGACGGUACCGACGACGUCGAGUUUGACGAGAACGCCAUCCGCGCGCUGAGCCGCGCUGCCGCCGCUGGUGUGCUCUCUGAUGCCGAGAAGGCUCAGCUCAAGGGCAUGUGGGCCAAGUGGGGUGCCGACGGCCGCGCUGAGCGUGGCCUCGACGGCGCCGACGGCGACGAGGUCGCCCAGGCCAUGGCCUAG
Molecule: messenger RNA, 1152 nt
Organism: Apiotrichum porosum
Lineage: Eukaryota; Fungi; Basidiomycota; Tremellomycetes; Trichosporonales; Trichosporonaceae
Gene: FES1
Product: hsp70 nucleotide exchange factor fes1
Exons: 1
Coding region: 1-1152 (383 amino acids)
Source: RefSeq, a predicted model, not a curated record